Suricata suricatta (meerkat) is the source of this 3240-nucleotide messenger RNA. It is a transcript of the gene CHAF1A, whose product is annotated as chromatin assembly factor 1 subunit A. The transcript has 15 exons. Lineage: Eukaryota; Metazoa; Chordata; Mammalia; Carnivora; Herpestidae. Gene Ontology annotation, cellular component: CAF-1 complex; nucleus. The record is from RefSeq and is a predicted model, not a curated record. Bases 21 to 2870 code for a protein of 949 amino acids. Gene Ontology annotation, biological process: nucleosome assembly.
GACAGUCGUUUUGAUUCCCCAUGGAUUGCAAAGACAGACCAGCUUUUCCAGUCAAGAAGUUAAUACAAGCCCGUCUGCCCUUCAAGCGCCUGAGCCUUGUCCCAAAGGAGAAAAGUGAGGACGGGUUGGAUGACACGAGGAGCCCCGAGAGUGCUCCUGCACAGAGCCGAGUCCCCGAUCUAGAGACCUCUGUGGACAACCUGGAGAACAGCUGUCACCUGGGUUCCGACAUAGAUCUUAGUUCAAAACUUGUCAAUGGGAAGGGUCCCUUAGAUACCUUUGUAAGAAGUGGAGUCAAAACCAGUAUUGACCAGACCACGGUCAUUGAUUUGACGGAGGACUCGAGCGACCAGUUAGAUGGUGUCAUGCCCCAUGGAAAACUAAAGUCUGUGGCCUGUCCCUCCGAGGAGGCCGUGAGUGGGGUCGGAGAAGAGGCUGGAGGUGAGAGGGGGCCGCCAGAGGCCAGUGUGAAGGACGGGCUGACGUGUCCUGAAGAGACCCUUUCAGACAUUCCAUGUAAAGCGGAGGAGGGUGCUGGUUCCAGAGGAGCGGAGAGGAGCGGAGACGGGCCGGAGGGCUCACCCUGGGGCUGCCCGGAGCCAGCAGGGGGUCCGAGACCGCCCUCCGAGAAGGACCAGGACGAGAAGGACCAGGACGGCUGGAGUGAGGCCGGGGGCCUGCUGUUCAGAGGGAAGGUGCCGGUGGUGGUCUUGGAGGACAUCCUGGCUGCAAGGCCUCCUCGAGGCUCGUCUCCUCCCGCGGCCCCUGCACACCGGGGCGGGCCCUCUGACAGCGAGAUGCCGGAGUCCAGCCCUGAGGAAGACUCUGUUCUUAGCCCCUCAUCCGGGGAUUCUUCUCCUCCUGCCAGCUCGCCCGAGGGGCAGCGUGCUCCCAAACAGCAUCUGGGCAGUCCCGGACCCUUCCCCACCUCCACACCCGUUCGCAGAAAAACUAAGAAACUGGCCAAAGCUUCUGCAGAGAAGGACGAGCUCAGACUGCAAAGAGACAAGGAGCGUCUGGGCAAGCAGCUCAAGCUGCGGGCGGAGAAGGAAGAAAAGGAGAAGCUGAAGGAGGAGGCCAAGCGGGCCAAGGAAGAGGCCAAGAAGAAGAAGGAGGAGGAGAAGGAGCUGAAGGAGAAGGAGAGGCGUGAGAAGAGGGAGAAGGACGAGAAGGAGAAGGCCGAGAAGCAGAGGCUCAAGGAGGAGCGGCGCAAGGAGCGGCAGGAGGCGCUGGAGGCGAAGCUGGAGGAGAAGAGGAAAAAGGAGGAGGAGAAACGGUUGCGGGAAGAAGAGAAGCGCAUUAAAGCAGAGAAGGCUGAGAUCACCAGGUUCUUUCAGAAACCAAAGACCCCACAGGCCCCCAAGACCCUGGCCGGCUCUUGCGGGAAGUUUGCCCCUUUUGAAAUUAAAGAGCACAUGGUUCUCGCCCCUCGGUUUCGGACUGCCUUCGACCAAGACCUCUGUGACCAGUUGGACCAGCUCCUUCAGCAGCAGAACGGCGAAUUCUCCUUCCUGAAAGAUCUGAAAGGCCGGCAGCCCCUCAGCUCCGGACCCACCGUGGUUUCAAACCGAAACACGGACAUCUGUAACAGCGAUGUGGUGAUCGUGGAGAGCGGCGAGGCCGACGGCGUGCCCGAGAGGCGGAGGUUCGGCAGGAUGAAGCUCCUGCAGUUCUGCGAGAACCACCGGCCGGCGUACUGGGGCACGUGGAACAAGAAGACGGCCGUCGUCCGCCCUCGGGACCCCUGGGCGCAGGACAGGAAGCUCUUGGACUACGAGGUGGACAGUGACGAGGAGUGGGAAGAGGAGGAGCCGGGAGAGUCCCUGUCCCACAGUGAGGGGGAUGAUGAUGACGAAGUGGGAGAAGAUGAAGAUGAGGAUGAUGGCUUUUUCGUGCCCCAUGGGUACCUAUCUGAGGACGAGGGAGUCACCGAGGAGUGUGCUGACCCAGAGAACCACAAGGUCCGCCAGAAACUGAAGGCCAAAGAGUGGGACGAGUUCCUGGCCAAGGGGAAGCGCUUCCGCGUGCUCCAGCCCGUGAAGAUCGGCUGCGUCUGGGCGGCCGACAAGGACCGCGGCGCCGACCUGAAGGUGCUGCGGCCGUUCGCGGCCUGCCUCCUGGAGCCCGCCCCGGCCGAGGAGGAGCACACGCCCAAGGCCUCCAGACGGGAGAAGAGAGACCAGCAGAUCUUGGCCCAGCUGCUCCCGCUGCUACACGGGAACGUGAAUGGAAGCAAGGUGAUCAUCCGGGAGUUCCAGGAGCGCUGCCGCCGGGGGCUGCUCGGCAAGGACGCGGGCAGUCCCGACAGCGGCUCCGCCAGCCCGCCGAGCCCCGGCUCUUCCCGCCCACAGACCCCCACCAGCAGCGAGGACGCAGCCGUCCCCUCCAAGGCCCGGCUCAAGCGGAUCAUUUCCGAGAACUCGGUGUACGAGAAGAGGCCUGACUUCCGGAUGUGCUGGUACGUCCACCCGCAGGUGCUGAAGACCUUCGACCAGGAGCACCUACCCGUGCCGUGCCAGUGGAGUUACGUCACCACGGUGCCCGCAGCCCCCAGGGAGGACGGCAGCAGCACCCCGGCCGCGGGGCCCGGCCAGGCGACGCCGGUGUCGCUCAAGAGGAAGUCGGCGGGCAGCAUGUGCAUCACCCAGUUCAUGAAGAAGCGCAGGCACGACGGGCAGGUCGGAGCCGGGGACCUGGACGGCUUCCAGGCGGACACGGAGGAGGAGGAGGAGGAGGACGGCGACUGUGUGACCCUGGACCUCUCCGACAUUGGGGAGGCCCAAGCCCCGUGCGGAACCACUUCCGGAGCCGGGGGGCCCGUGGACGGCAGCGAGCGCCCCCUGCCCGCCAGCUCGCUCGGCCCCUGCUGAGUGCCCCGCUGGCCCGGCGCGCGUGGGGUGGUUAGGGACUCACAGACGCCUCUCGGAUACUUGAAAGUCCUGCGAGUCUGUGGGAAGAGCACUUUGUCCUGCUUCACGGGCCUCCCGAGGUCUGGAAAGUUUUAUAUAGGAUGCUUGAUGUGUUCCUUUUGAUAUUUGUAAAGAUGUUCCCCCCAAAAGCUGCAUAUUAAUCUGCCCUUUAAUAAAGCAUUAUCGCGACGUGAGGCCCCGUCCAGGGAGAGCUCGGGCGCGCCCUGCAGGCCCCGCGCAGGCACUGGGAUGAAAUGCUUGUACAUGAGCCGGGGCCGCCGCGGCUCCUGGACCCCGCGUGGGUGUGUAUAAACUUGAUGUCCAGCCCUGA